AUGCAAAGGUGUAUCAGGGUAUGAAUCCCUUUCUAUUGGGAAAAGCUUUCAUAGUUCCAGCCAUAUGGCAAGUAUUUUAUUGUCAUAUAUGUAUGUUUGACUUCGUAUUUGGUUGAAAAAUACAUACUGACUGUGAAUUAGACUUUUUAAUCAAUUGAUCAAUUAAGUGAUUGUCUAACAGAGUUCUCCUCUGCUGUCUUCCCCAGGCCAUGGCUGUGCCUUCCCUCUCAGCCCCUCUCCCUCUCCUUGUGGCUUUGCUUCAGCUUGCAAUACUACCUCUCGUCCACGCGGGGGCAUACUACGGACACAAGCAGCACCAGCAGCACCCCCAGCAGCACCAGCCUAUGCCACACUUGUCCCACAUUGGCAUGGGCGGCAAAGAGCAGCACCCACAGCAGCAGUGGCCAGGCAAGGAGAUGCCCCACAUGCAGUACCCCCAGUACAGAAAAGAGAUCCCCCAGAUGCCCAUGCACAUGGGCAAGGAGUACCCCCGUAAAGGUGGGGUAGUCAACGGUGGACAGGACAAAGGUGAGACCGAAUGGCAAUCUCUAGUAUGGAGUAGGCCAAUAGUAUGUUGUUUAUGUUGAGAUUAUGUAAAUCUUCAAUGUUCAUUACCUAACCUAACUCUAGUUAGGACACACACACAAACACACACACACGCAGAUUGUACCUCAUUUUGCUCUUGUACUGAAUUUUGUAUUAUGACUGCCAUCUUGCAAUGUUUAGACUGAAUGGACAUCUUAUCCCCUACAGGUCAGACCAUCCCCAGUGGGGCAGCAGGAGGUCUCCCUGGAGGCCUGCCAGGAGAGCAGGGCCCAGCUGGGCCUCCGGGACCUGAGGGACCCGCUGGGCCACCAGGACCUCCUGGGGAAGGACAGCCAGGAGUUGAAGGAAAACCAGGCCCCGCUGGUCCCCCAGGAUUCCCUGGUGUAGGCAAACCAGGACUCCCGGGAAUUCCAGGCAAGCCAGGUGGCAUGGGAGAGCCAGGAGUACCUGGAGAGCUGGGCCCCAGUGGUGGAGAGGGUCAAAUGGGGCAGCCAGGGACUCAGGGCCCCCCUGGUCCUCCAGGUUUGCCGGGGAUAGGAAAACCAGGGGUUGGGGGGUUGCCAGGACAACCAGGACCCAAAGGAGAGCCAGGACAUAAGGGCCUGCCGGGACUACCAGGAUUACCAGGACCCAAGGGUGACAAGGGAAUUGGACAGCCAGGACAGCCAGGCCACAAAGGGCCAGUAGGACCCCCUGGACCUCCAGGCCAGGGAGGGAUGCCCGGCGUGGGCAAGCCUGGAAUGAAUGGCUUACCGGGGCCACCAGGAGGACCAGGGAAACCAGGCCCGCCUGGAGAGGAGGGGCUGGCUGGACCAACAGGAGAGGGCGGAGAGACCGGUCCACCAGGGCUGCCAGGCCAGGGAAAACCAGGCCAGAAUGGUCUACCGGGACAACCAGGCAUGCCCGGUGGGAAAGGGCACCCAGGCCCUCCAGGUUUGCCGGGGAAGCCUGGAUUGCCCGGAUUCGGAAAACCCGGAUUCCCAGGACCCAAGGGAGAUAAAGGGAUGGGUGGGAUGCCCGGAGGCCCAGGACCAAAGGGAGACAAAGGCCAUGGAGGACUUCCCGGUGUGCUUGGACCGCCUGGAACAAUCGGACCAGCUGGUCCCCCUGGCCCUAUGGGACCCCCUGGAGGUCUGGGUCAACCAGGGCCAAAAGGAGAGGCUGGAGAGGGAGGUAAUAAGGGGCUGCCAGGUGGCCAGGGUGAGCCUGGUCCUCCUGGACUGCCUGGUCAGAACGGCUUCCCUGGAGAUGGAGGAGAGCCAGGGCCAAGGGGUCCCGCUGGGCCUGUAGGACCCCAGGGGGAAGGCGGACACAAAGGGUUACCAGGUGCCCCUGGCAUUCCAGGCCUAUCCGGGCCAAAGGGAGAGGGAGGACUUCCAGGCGACAAGGGUCCCCAAGGCCCUAAGGGCAUUCCAGGUCUGGGAGGUGCAGGUGGGCCGAUCGGACCUCCUGGUGCCCCUGGGUCUAAAGGUGACAGCGGAUUACCUGGUCUUCCCGGCGUUGAGGGUAAGGGAAACCCCGGUGUCCCUGGUCCUCUUGGACCUCCAGGUAAAGAAGGUCCUGGAGGACCACCAGGAAACCCUGGCCAGCCAGGUCUACCUGGUCCCCCAGGCCCUCCCGGACCCCCCGCCCUCUCCCCUAACAUGGGAGCAGUCCUCCCUGAGAUGGGUAUUCCUCCUGGGCUGGACGGAGUCAAGACUGCCGGCUAUGGCAAGAAGGGCAAAUACGGAGGAAACGGCGGAGAGGUGAUGGGCGCUAACGGCCUGGAGAUGCCCGCGUUCACGGCUCUGGUGACCACGCCCUUCCCACCAGUGGGCACGCCUGUGGUGUUCGACAAGAUCCUGUACAACGGCCGUCAGAACUACAACCCCCAGACAGGCGUGUUCACUUGCGACAUGCCCGGGAUCUACUACUUUGCCUACCACGUCCACUGCAAAGGGGCCAAUGUGUGGGUGGCGCUGAUGAGGAACGAUGAGCCUGUGAUGUACACGUAUGACGAGUAUAAGAAGGGCUUCCUGGAUCAGGCAUCGGGGAGCGCAGUGUUACCUCUACAGCCCGGGGACACUGUGUACCUCCAGCUACCCUCGGACCAGGCCGCAGGACUAUACGCUGGCCAAUACGUCCACUCAUCCUUCUCUGGGUACUUGUUGUACCCCAUGUAACAACACAAAACUAUAGAGAGGAAGAGACAGUGACAGAGAGAGAAAAUGUUGGAGAAAUUUAAACAUUGGUUAUAGAAGUCUUUAAAUUGAUCGCAUUUUUUUUAAACAUCAACUAUCUGUUGAGAUCGAUGUUGUUGAGAUCGUAAGUGAUGGGAGGAAGCGUCGGACCGUCCCCGGGAAAAUCUGAGAGAGGAGUGUGUGUGUGUGUGUGUGUGAGUGUACAUAUAUGCAGUUUUUAUAGCCAUUUAUGUUGGGGUACAACAAUUUAUGUAUCUAUCUACUGCUCUUAUGACUUGUCACAAUGUUACAACACUGCAUUAAAAGAUGCCAUUACAUCAAUAGGGUUCACAUAUUGUGAAAUGUAGUUAUAUGUAUGUAUCAGUUUAAUUUAAAGUGCAGCACAGGCUGAUGUGGAAACUCAGUAGAAG
Coregonus sp. 'balchen' is the source of this 3136-nucleotide messenger RNA. Lineage: Eukaryota; Metazoa; Chordata; Actinopteri; Salmoniformes; Salmonidae. The record is from the annotation of a GenBank genome assembly.